AUGACGAGAGAAUUUCAGAGAAGGACACUGCUUUCGUUUAGAUCAAAGCCGCAGUCGCAGCAUAAAAGCAAUGCAUAUGACAGGACGACAACAACUGUGUUCUUGAAUCAAUUCUACACAUUUAAAAACACCUGGGAUCCACCCUACGACCAUGUUGGCGUUGAUGUCAACUCUAUGAAGUCUGUUAAAAAUGUGAAAUGGUGGAGAAAUAUUACGGGAGUGGAACUAAAUGAAGCUUGGAUAUCAUAUAGUUCAAGCACAAAAAUUUCAAGUGUUGUCUUCACUGGAAUUGUCGAUGACGGGACAGUGGAGAAAUACUUUGAUUCUGCACUGGAUUUGAGAUUAUAUUUACCCCAAAGAGUAAUUUUUGGCUUCACUGGGGCCAGCAGUGGAACUGUUACCCACACCACCUAUUCCUGGAAUUUCACUUCAAGCUUGGAAAAUGAUAAUAUAGUUCCUUCAUUGUAUCCGCCGCAUUCUCGGUUAUUGGCUGCUGUUUGUUCGGGGUCUGGGCUAGUUUCAGUUUCAUUUAUAAUUGGGUUUCUUUGGUUGUGUAGGGAUAAGGGCAAAGAGAAAGUGAAAGAAGAUGAAUCCUUCACUGCACAAUUGACAGAACAAGAAUUUGAAACGGCAACUGGGGCAAAGAUGAUGUCAUCUAGUGAAAUGGUUAGCGCAACCAAUAACUUCGAUGAGAAAAAUAAGCUGGGGGAGGGAGGAUUUAGUGCAGUUUACAAGGGGUUUUUGAAAUCUAAAUAUAUUGCUGUUAAGAAAUUCAAAAGGGUGUCCAUCCAUGGGUUAAAGUACUAUGCAUCAGAAGUUAUGAUCACUGGCAAGCUGAAGCUUGAAAACUUGAUUAAACUGAUAGGUUGGAACAACGUUGCUAAAACGGGUGAAAGGGUAUCAAAUUGCUUGGCCUCUGCUUUGCAUUACAUGCACCGAGGAUGUGAACGAUGUGGACUACAUAGGGACAUAAAAUCCAGCAAUGUGUUGCUAGAUUCAAAUUUCAAUGCGAAGCUUGCAGAUUUUGGUUUAUCUCGGCUUGUGAGUCAUGAUGCCAAGUCUCUUGAAGGUUGGACUAAUGGAUACGGGGCUCCUGAAUGUCACCAAACAGGAAAGUCGAGCAAAAUGUAUGAUGUCUACAGUUUUGUUGUUGUUGCCGUGGAGAUUUCAUGUGGAAGAAGAGCAUUUGUACAAAUCGACGAUGGAAACCAUGUACGCUUAGUGAAGUGGGUGUGGGAUUACUAUGAACAAGGCAAUCUUCUGAUGCAGCUGACCAAAGAUUAUGCGGAAAAUUUGUUGAGAAUCAAAUGA
Hevea brasiliensis (rubber tree) is the source of this 1311-nucleotide messenger RNA. RefSeq names its product L-type lectin-domain containing receptor kinase IX.1-like. The coding region runs from base 1 to 1311 and encodes 436 amino acids. The transcript has 3 exons. NCBI's taxonomy places the organism in Eukaryota, Viridiplantae, Streptophyta, Magnoliopsida, Malpighiales, Euphorbiaceae. Gene Ontology annotation, biological process: protein phosphorylation. Gene Ontology annotation, molecular function: protein kinase activity; ATP binding; carbohydrate binding. The record is from RefSeq and is a predicted model, not a curated record. Gene Ontology annotation, cellular component: plasma membrane.